This is a messenger RNA of Aspergillus fijiensis CBS 313.89, 847 nucleotides long. RefSeq lists its product as uncharacterized. The coding region runs from base 111 to 629 and encodes 172 amino acids. The record is from RefSeq and is a predicted model, not a curated record. The transcript is spliced from 2 exons. Lineage: Eukaryota; Fungi; Ascomycota; Eurotiomycetes; Eurotiales; Aspergillaceae.
UAUAAAUUGAGUCAGUACAAGCCAUCCAUCUGGUGGACGCAUCACAAUCAGAACCAGACAACACGGCAGUCAGUCAGUCCCUUCAAGCUCGAUAAUUCCAACCGUCCACGAUGCCCACCAUUCUCCCCCCCUGGCCCAACCUAAUCUUCGGCAUCAUCGAGCCCAUCUCACUCAUUGCCGGAGCCCUAAGCCCCCUCAUCAACCUCCCCGCCUUCAUCACCGACCAAAUCCCCCAUCCCCAAUCCUUUCCUCUUCCCAUCCAACCCCAAACCAUCUCCCUAGCCUACCAGCUCGGCAACCUGUACGGCCUGCUCGCCCUGCUGGGGGUGGGGAUCCUGCGCACCACGACGGAACCCCCGGUCAUCCGGCAGUACCUGCUGGCGCUGCUGGCGGCGGACGUGGGCCACAUCGCCGCCACGGGGUGGGGGAUGGGGUGGGAGCGGUUCUGCGAUGUGCGCGGCUGGAACGCCCUGACCUGGGGCAAUGUGGCGGUUACGGCGUUCUUGGGGGUGAAUCGCGUCUUGUUUCUGGGUGGGUGGUUGGGGGAGUGUCGUCAAUCACAACAACAACCACCAGUUGGAAAAACUGGGAUCAAAGAAAAGAAGAAUCGUGGUGGGAAGGUUGCUUGAGCUGGCAGCAGUGGUUCUGGGAUUAAUGCGGAUGGGUAGGGGUUUGUUUGCCUUUUUCUGGGGAUUUUCGGGCGGGUGGAAGGGGUUGGGUUAAUUGUACGUACAAUAAUAGAUGUAAAGAGUCAUCGGUGGAUUAGACGGCUCCCUCGGUUUCGAAUACUCGAUCCUUGAGGUUUGUCUGCAGCUAAGGCUGAUACUACGGAGGAUGGAAGACGGUG